Messenger RNA from Durio zibethinus, 2534 nucleotides. The record is from RefSeq and is a predicted model, not a curated record. Lineage: Eukaryota; Viridiplantae; Streptophyta; Magnoliopsida; Malvales; Malvaceae.
CAUUAUUGCAGUUCUUCAAUAGCCAACGGUGGUCUUCAUCAUUUCCGUAAUUUUCUUUGUCUUUUGUUGAAAACAGAAAGAAAAAGAAACCAGUUUUUUAGUGUUACUUUAAAGAAUUUCAAUUACUACAAAGAACAAGUGUUUGUAGUAAUCGGCAAUUUCUCGCCUAGUUUUGAGUUCAAAGGUUGAAACUAUAGAGUAACGCUGAGCAGGAGUUUCACAUUGGUCAGCCCACACUGAUACGGCCACGUCAGGUGGACACCACGGAGUGAUGACGUGGCGAUAUCAGAAGGGGACGAUGUAGAAGGUUAUAAUGGAGGGGUGAAGUGAGAAGAAGAGAGGAUCAUGAUUUGAAGAAUGGUCAUAGGUCCUAUGAUAUACACAUGUCGGCUACAAAACACUCAAAAUACAGACUCUGUCAUGUUUCUUUAUUCCUUCUAUCUCUGCUCGUUUAACGUAGAAAGUUAGAAACUCUACAGUGAGAGAAAGAAAGAAAACUGAAGUGUGUUUAGAGUCUUAUUAGAGUUAAUAGAGACAGAGAGAGAUCCAAUGGAGUAUGAGAGAAUAGACAAAGUUCAGAAAGUUGAAUGCUUCCUUUUUUUUUAGUUGGUUGUGAUGGGAAGGUUUAAUUUGUUUGUAUCACAUUUUCUUUUUAUUGAUGGAAGCAAAAGACUAGAGUGGUAUUUCACCAAGUAAAUUAAGGAUGAAGCUGAUGGGGCCUCAUCAUAACAGAAAGAAGGAUGGAUCAAACAGCAAUUCUUCUAGGACAUCUCCUUCUAGGAUUCAGGAUGCUGAGUUUGUGAACAGUCUAUUAGCCUCUAAGAAUGGAGACUUUGAUGAGGAAGUUCCCAGCUUAGAUGUUGCACCAGCUAAAAUAUCCAAUGAGGUAGUGCUUGAUUCCAGCCUAAAUGAUCAAAUUUCUAGCCAAGCAAAGGAGUCACUGCCAAGGGAAAGCAUUGAAGUGGGUCGUGCUAAAUUGCAGCAAUUCUCAAUGACUGAUAAUGGUAAUUCCAGCACAAUAGAUCCAAUGAGGAGACUAGAAGAUGAAAAUCUUGAUUAUGAUAGCAAUGCUAGUUCAUCAAGCUUUGAGUUUCAUAAAGGGGAGAGAACAGUACAUAAUUCCAUGACAAGGUCAUACGCGAGACCUAUGUCAUCUAAGUGGAAUGAUGCAGAGAAAUGGAUAAUGAACAGGCAAAACCUGCAAGCUACUUAUGCUAAGAAGAAUGCAUUUCACAACCAAGCUAAUCGAUUUCCCAUGACAAAUAUGGUGAGAGUUGCUCCAGAGUCUGCAAAUUAUGAUCAGAGGUCAGCUGUUAAUCAUGUAGCUGACACAAAGAGGGUAGAUUUCUGUCAGCCUGUUGUGCAGAUGCCAUUCGAGAAGUUCUCUUUUAUUCCUUCUGGAGCUCAUCCUAUUUCAGUGCAAGCAUAUGGAGGAAACUUAUUAAGUGAUCAGUGUCCUCAAAGUAGGGAUUUGAGGGAAGUGGCUCAGUGGGAUUUAUCUUGUACAAAAAGUUUAACAGAAGAUACAACAGUUAUUCCUGCAAUACGAUCAGUUUCUAUGAGAGAUAUGGGAACAGAAAUGACACCUGUUACAAGUCAAGAGCCUUCUAGGACUGCUACACCUGUAGGGGCAACAACCCCACUCCGAAGCCCGGCAUCUUCAAUCCCGUCUACUCCCCGCACAGGGGCACCAACGUCGACGCCUUUGGACCACACUAUAGAUGAUGAGUCACAGCAUCCUCCUGAUAAUGGCAAGAAGGAAUUGUCUGAGCAAGAAAUGAAGCUCAAGACAAGAAGAGAGAUUGUAGCCCUUGGUGUCCGGCUUGGCAAGAUGAAUAUUGCUGCUUGGGCAAGCAAAGACGAGAAGGAGAACAAUACAUCUUCAGUUGACACCACUCAUAUGGAGGAGCUUGAGCAGAUUGAAUAUGAAAAACGAGCAGCUGCAUGGGAAGAAGCUGAAAAGUCUAAGCAUACAGCAAGGUAUAAGCGUGAAGAGAUCAAAAUACAAGCAUGGGAGAGUCAGCAGAGAGCAAAACUAGAAGCAGAGAUGCGGAGAAUAGAGGCAAAAGUAGAGCAAAUGAGAGCCCAAGCUCAGGCAAAGAUGGUGAAGAAGAUUGCCAUGGCUAGGCAAAGAUCAGAAGAAAAACGAGCUGCAGCCGAAGCCAGAAAAAAUGGAGAUGCGGAGAGAACUUCUGCUCAAGCAGAAUACAUUCGCCAAACCGGAAAAAUGCCAUCAUCUCAUUACAUGUGCUGUGGUUGGUUUUCCUAAAAUAUAGUAAACAACGAAUAAAAGCAAAAGCGCUCAUACACUUACUGAGCCAAAGUAGCAUCUCUUGUACCUUGUUUUGAGUAUUAGCGACGAUGGUCAAGGAGUGUUGUAUUUUAUAGAGUGGUCUUUAGCUUUUUGUGUUACUUGGAAAGAUGAAAUGAAUAGUGCAAUUGAUGCAAUUAAUGUUAAUGCCAAUAGGAUUUUCACACCAAGUUUUCAAGAAAUUAAAGAGGAUCGAUGUUUUAGUUGUGUCUUAAUCCUUUUU